ACACCGGUCCACCGGUACAUACAUACGGUAACAAUAACUUUGACGGCAGGAAUAAGACUUUAUGUUUUGCAGCCGGCGAUGUCAAACUUGUGAAAAAAAAUGGCUCUAACUUUCGGUAAAUCAUUCCGAGUUUAUCACAAACUAGAGCCCCCGUAUUCUGUCAUCUUGGAAACCAGGAAAAGGCAAGAAACGCUGCUGUUCGAAUCCGAUGCAGUGGCAGUUUUAUGUCAGGCGGAGACAGAAACACUAAAAAAACAGUAUCAGAAGUUGAUGGAUGGCUAUGGAUGCCUCGGUGUGCUAAAACUCAACAUUGGAGAGCAAACCAUCCUCUAUCUAGUCAUCGUCACUGGUUGUGUUUCCAUCGGCAAGAUCGGCUCCUCAGAAAUCUUCCGCAUCACGGCAACCUCUUUCAUCUCCCUGAGACAUGACCCCGGCGACGAGGAACGCAUCAGCGAGGUCAGGAAGUUGCUCAGCUCUGGAACGUUCUACUUUGUCUGGUCGAGCUCGGCCCAGCAACAGCCGUUUGAUCUGAGCUUAUGCGCUCAGAGACAGAAUCAGGAGCAUACAACGGAUAACAGAUUCUUCUGGAAUCGCACUCUACACUUGCAUCUCCAACGCUUCAAUGUGAACUGUUCUGAUUGGCUGCUGGUCGUCAUGUGUGGCGGUGUGGAGAUACGCACAAUCUACUGUGGUACAAGGCAGGCCAAGGCGUGCCUCAUAUCACGACUGAGCUGUGAGAGAGCGGGAACCAGGUUUAAUGUGCGGGGGACCAAUGAUGACGGACAGGUCGCAAACUUCUGUGAAACAGAGCAGCUUAUUUUCCUUGACGAUGUCAACAUGUCUUCAUUCGUUCAAACUCGUGGAUCCGUCCCUCUGUUCUGGGAACAGCCUGGGUUGCAAGUUGGAUCCCACCGGGUCAAAAUGGCUCGAGGAUACGAAGCCUCGGCACCUGCUUUUGAUCGGCAUAUGUCCAUGAUAAAGACUCAGUAUGGAGACCAAGCUAUCGUCAACCUCCUGGGAAGCAAAGAAGGGGAAGAUCUUUUGAGCAAGGCUUUCCAGAACCACCACAAGAAUUCCCCGCAUUCCCAAGACAUUCCCCACAUCCUCUUUGACUAUCACCAGAUGUCUCGCCAGAAGGAUUACCUCAGGGUGCUACAGUCCAAGAUACAGAAGUUCCUGGUCGCCUUCGAGUUCUUCCACCUUGAUGAGGGGGACAAGAUUAAGAAUGUGCAGACUGGAACGAUGCGAACAAACUGCCUGGACUGUUUGGAUAGGACCAAUGCUGUCCAAGCAUUCUUUGGACUUCUGAUGAUUCCGAAGCAGCUCGCGGCUUUUGGUCUAGGUAACAAGCCCCAGAUGCUGUCUCGAUUCGAGGAGGUCUACAGGACCAUCUGGGCACUGAAUGGGGAUCACGUCAGUCGAAUCUAUGCUGGUACUGGAGCACUAGAGGGCAGGACAAGGGCCGGGAAGCUGCGUGACGGAGCACGAUCUGUAACUCGCACCAUUCAGAAUAAUUUCUUCGACGGCAGCAAGCAGGAAGCCAUCGACAUCAUGUUGCUAGGCAACUCCCUCGUUGGCGAACUCGCAGACAAAGCAGGGGCACUUUUACCAAAGAGUCAUUUACAUGCCUCUCCCAGUAUUCUCCGUGCAGUGUGUGAGCGUGAAGAUGACAUUACCGACUCUGUGAGUCUGCGAGUAUGUGUCGGUACGUGGAACGUCAACGGAGGGCGCCAUUUCAGGAGUAUCGCGUACAAGAAUCAGUCUAUGACAGACUGGCUGUUGGAUAACCCAGAGGUGGUACAGACUACCAGGCAAGGAUGCUCUGAAGAAGGAGUCGACUUCAAGCAGCCAGUGGACGUUUACGCCAUCGGGUUUGAGGAAAUGGUGGACCUCAAUGCUGGCAAUAUCAUCAGCACAAAUGCUAAUAACCUGAAGCAAUGGAGUAUGGAGCUACAGAAAACUCUAUCCAGGGAUCAUAAGUACAUUCUGCUGACAUGUGAACAACUCGUAGGCGUGUGUCUGUAUAUCUUCAUACGGCCACACCAUGCUCCAUACAUCAGGGAUGUUGGUUUGGAGACUGUCAAGACAGGCAUGAAGGGAGCAGCGGGUAACAAGGGAGCUGUAGCCAUCAGGUUCCUCUUCCACUCCACAUCCAUGUGUUUUAUCUGCGGACAUUUUGCAGCCGGCCAGUCUCAGGUCAAAGAUCGCAACGACGACUACGCAGAGAUCUCACGCAAAAUCAUGUUCCCCAUGGGACGGACGUUGGCAACUCAUGAUUACGUGUUCUGGUGCGGUGAUUUCAACUACCGCAUUGAUAUGGAGAAGGAACAACUUAAGGAGUUUAUAGCUCAGGAAAACUAUGAGGCGUUGAAGAGCUCUGAUCAGUUACUACAGCAAAAGAAAGAGGGAAAUACAUUUCAAGGUUUCCAUGAGGGUGCUAUCCAGUUCGCACCAACCUACAAGUAUGAUCUGUUCUCCGACGACUACGAUACGAGCGAAAAGAAUCGCAGCCCAGCCUGGACGGAUCGGAUCCUUUGGAGGCGCCGUAAGCAGCGAUUCCGAAAGAGAUCAGAAGCUCAAGAGUUGCAGGAGUACUUCGAUCCUGGGAGAAUAUUGCAUUAUGGGAGGGCAGAACUGAAGGUUUCUGAUCACAGACCUGUGGUGGCAGUGAUCGAGAUUGAGAUCCUACAAGUCAAUGACAAGAAACGUUCCAGCGUUUACCACGAUAUUGUCUUUGAGCAGGGUCCCCCCGACGGCACCAUCAUCUUAUCGCUCACUUCACCCGGCAGCCAUGAUACUCAUGAGUUUGAUGAUGAGGCGGUGGAUCAUGUCUUAGAGUUACUGGCAGUUAUUGGAGAUGCUAUUCUGGUGAGGUUUGUUGAGAUGUGUAUGUUGGUGACAUUCAAGGAUGCAGUGAGUGCUCUAACAGCAAGAGAGCUCGAAGGAACCCAGGUUGUUGGGAAGGAGCUGCAUGUGAACCUCAAGACUGAGGAUUGGGUGAACCAACUUGAGAAGGAACUCGCAAUGUGUGCCCCCAACACAGAGAGACUUCACAACCCAGUCAGCAACAGCCUCCUAGGAGAGAGCUUUGAUAUUCCCUCAAUGAGCUUCGACAUGGACGAUGGAGAUUGUGAAUCACUUGAAGACAGUGAGGAAACACCUGUCCUCCCUGCCCCUCUGGUACCCCAACCCGUUACCUCCCGUCCAACAACUCCAAUCAACGACAUCUCAGAACCAUCCUCCGAGUCAACUCAGCCAAAACCGGCCAGACCUUCUCGACCCCCACCCCUCUCUCGCCAAGUCAACGCACCCCCUAGGCCAUCGACACAGCCUGCAAAACCACCUCCUACAAGGCCAAAUGUUGCACCUCCGACACAAGUUGAAGCAGGCUUGGAUGUAGUAUCAAAGGAAGCGGAUGAUUUGCUAUUUGCAGCCCCUCCAUCUAGACCAGGUCCCCCACCCCCAAGGCCAGGUGCACCACCCCCUAGACCUAUAACAGUACCUCCACGUCCAGCACCUAGCCAAGCAACCACAAAGUCAUCAACUUUGAUGCAGUCAAGUGGGAUCAGCAAACCCUUUGAGGUUAGUCACAAAGCACACGCCUCCUCAGAAGAUGAAGCCUUGAAGCUUCUCCAAGACCUAGGAAUGGAUCUCAAGACACCUGCAACCCGCUUCCAAUCCCAUCCCUCAUCUGGGUCAAGGAUGCGUACCGUCCAAAGCUCUGGAGACUUACAAUCCGGGAAAUUCGCCCUGAUUGAAUCAGAAGAUUCCAUGAGGAGAAACGUCAGCGAAGGCAACUUAGAAUUCAUGGACAAUGAUGUUAAUGAGGAACUUAUGCAGAGCUCUGCUCUCGGAGCACCUGUUCCAGUUCCUCGGCGGCCUGUGCCAAGGCCUGUGCCAAGGCCAAGAAGCGUAGUCUUGCCAGCUGCUGUCAAUGAGGAGACAGAAGUCAACAGUUCUGAGUCAAAAGAGGAUGGCGCUAUCGGGAGAAGGCCUCCACCUGUACCCAUAUCAAGACCUCGACAACUUCCUGCAAGUCUUAAUGCAGAUGGUGUUGAAGUGAGUAUGCCAGAGCCUUCCAUGCCACCUCCUCCAGUUCCCAUGACACGGCCAAGGAAGGUUAUUACAGAAGCAGAAACUUCUGUUCCCCAACUGUCUAUGCCAACACUUCCACCACCUAUUCUUCCAUCUCGGCCUAAGCUUUCUUCUGAAGAUUCAUCUGACACAACUCUCAGCUUUGAAAAGUCAUUAAGUCCACUAGAAAUGCUUGGUAACCCUUCAUUCACAACAUCGGGCGAGAACUUUCCUGACGUUCAACCUCAACCUACCAACAGCAAUAACAGUUCUUCUACAAGUGAUAUCACCCCUGAUGACAGACCAAGGAUUCCAAGCGUCCCUACAAGGAGGGCACCACCAGUACCAGCUUCUCGUCCAAGCAUAGUUGGGUCGGACGUGUCAUUAAUGAAUUUGGAUGAGGAGCCAAAACUGCCAAUGGUUGCUCCGCCUCCUGUGCCACCAACUAGACCUUGCCGCCCAACUACUGCCAAGGUACCUCAAUGUGCAACCGGGAAUCCUCUUGACGGAUGUUUAGAAGGACCUGCUGGGGCACCUCCACCGCUUCCAGCAAGGCCAAAUAUUAUCCCUCGCUAAUUUCCAGUACGCAAUCUAUUGGCCUUUCUAUUUUCUUUACCUCCUUUCUGUGCCACGAGCUAGACCUUGUCGCCUAAAUACCGCUGAGGUACCUCAAGGUGCAACUAGGAAUCCUCUUGAUGGAAAUUUAGAAGGACCUGCUGGGGCACCUCCACUGCUUCCAGCAAGACCAAUUAUUAUCCCUCGCUGAUUUCCAGUACGCAUUCUAUUGGCCAUUCUGUUUGCUCCAUCUCCUGUGCCACCAGCUAGACCUUGCCGCCUAAAUACCACUGAGGUACCUCAGGGUGCAACUAGAAAUCCUCUUGACGGAAGUUUAGAAGGACCUGCCUAGGGCAUCUCCACCACUUCCAGCAAGACCAAAUAACAUCCCUCACUAAUUCCCAGUGUGCAAUCUAUUGGCUAUUCUAUUUGCUCUGCCUCCUGUGCCACCAGCUAGACCUUGCCGCUCCACUAUCACUGAGGUACAUCACUGUGCAAUGAGGAAUCCUCUUGAUGGGAGUUUAGAAGGACCUGUUGGGGCACUGCCACCACUUCCAGCUGACAAAAUAUAAUCUCUCGCUGAUUAUCAGUAAGCAUUCUAUAUAAUGGCCAUGCCAAGCAUUUGAAAUACAUGUAGUAGCUAGUCGGAUGAAAGAGCUUCAGACCAUUCAAGAGUGGUAAGAUUUCUUCUUUUUACAUGGUUGAGAAAUUCAGACCUUUAUCAGAGUGUAAAAUGGUGUAAAAUUCAAUAAUACUUUUCAAAAAUAAAUAAUAGAAAUCAGUCUCUUUGAUCGGCCUUGUUUACAGUACUUUUUGUUAAAUCUUUAAAUCUAAUAAGGGCUCUGCUUACCACCGAGUGCUCUGUGACAGUCAUGAUUCCCGCUUAAUUUCUGCGCUAGCCCUGUAAGCGUAGAAUGCCUAGUAACGUGGAGUACACGCAUGCAGAAGCCAAAAUUCGCCGAUAGCCCGUGAAAUACUCUUGCCGUAAGUACAGAAUUCCCUGCUUCCCCAAGUGCCGAUUCUGUGCUCACGGUAAGCAGUGGGUACUUGUAUGGUAGACAGGUAUUCCCUUUUCUAAAGAAAUUCACAGUGGGUACCACUAGAAUAGUGGGGUAACACUGCGCCUUGAACACCCAACAGGGUGGAUACGUGCGCAUUACAAGUCUGUUUAUUAUACAAUAAAGAAAAUCUUCUGGGGUAGUGUUCUAUCAUAAAAAGUACCCCAUAAGUUGGCAUGUGUAAGGGCACUCUGUCAUGAUAGGUGGUAUCGCACACAUCUACAAGAGAAACCUUCUUCACCCACUAUAUUGACCCAAUUCACCUGACGUCAUCAUCAGAAUAAUCUUGGAAGUGCCGUACUGGUGGGCAAUGUAACUGUGUGUUUAAUAUUCAAUAAAAUGCGCACUUAAGGCAACGCAGCGUUUACACUUAAACAUAACUGCCAAAAUGGUGAGCGUGGCACAGUUGUCGCGUGUGACGGGCGUGCAAGGGGUAAAUAUGCUUCUACCAUUUGCAUACUGGGAGGAGUUGUGCCCUGGCAUUUAUCAGCAACUGAAAGAUGAUCGCAAUACUUGGUCCACCAUCCAAUGCUCCGCAUCAACUGAAUAAAUGAAUCAUUCUCUGACAAACCUCAUAUCAGCAAAUUAUCUGAUCAAUGUAUUACACUAUAAUCUUACUUUUAUUGACGGCUAACUUGGGCCAUAC
This is a messenger RNA of Asterias rubens (European starfish), 6333 nucleotides long. RefSeq names its product synaptojanin-1-like. The coding region runs from base 100 to 4650 and encodes 1516 amino acids. The record is from RefSeq and is a predicted model, not a curated record. Gene Ontology annotation, biological process: phosphatidylinositol dephosphorylation; synaptic vesicle endocytosis. The transcript is spliced from 21 exons. Gene Ontology annotation, molecular function: phosphatidylinositol-4,5-bisphosphate 5-phosphatase activity; nucleic acid binding. NCBI's taxonomy places the organism in Eukaryota, Metazoa, Echinodermata, Asteroidea, Forcipulatida, Asteriidae.